This is a messenger RNA of Solanum pennellii, 970 nucleotides long. Its product is annotated as cyclin-P3-1. Bases 189 to 869 code for a protein of 226 amino acids. The record is from RefSeq and is a predicted model, not a curated record. The transcript has 2 exons. Gene Ontology annotation, biological process: regulation of cyclin-dependent protein serine/threonine kinase activity. Lineage: Eukaryota; Viridiplantae; Streptophyta; Magnoliopsida; Solanales; Solanaceae. Gene Ontology annotation, molecular function: protein kinase binding.
ACGCCAAGAUGCUUAAAGGGAAUAAAUUUCUAAGGCAAAAAGGAAAACCAAACAAAAAGGAAAAAAUUAAUUCUGAUUACAAUCCUUUAUUCUCACCAAAAAUCAACAACUCAUUUAUAUAUUAUAUAUAUCUUGCUUACUAGUUGUGAUUUUCAUUGUGUAAAAAAAAAAAUUGUCUAUCCACAAAAAUGAUCAUGGGAGCAGAGGGUUUUGGUACAAAAUCUGGGAUUUCGAAAACUUAUACAAAUAUGGGGUUGAAUAAAUAUGAUAGAGGAGAUAAAGGAAAUCCGAAGAUUCUAUGGAUUGUAGCUUCAGUUAUUGAGAGGUCAGUUCAAAAGAAUGAGAAGGGAUUGAAGGGAUCGAAUAAGAGAGGUGUUGUUACUGUCUUCCAUGGUACGAGAGCCCCUGUUUUGACUGUUCAGCAGUACAUUGAGCGCAUUUUUAAGUACUCCAACUGCAGUCCUUCGUGUUUCGUGGUUGGGUAUAUAUAUUUGGAGAGAUUUCUCAAUCUGACUGAUUGUUUACUUACCUCUCUUAAUGUUCACCGGCUUCUCAUCACUAGCAUCAUGUUGGCUGUCAAGUUUGUAGAUGAUGACUGCUACAACAAUGCUUAUUAUGCAAAAGUAGGAGGAAUAACGACAAGAGAACUGAACAAGCUGGAGGUGAAAUUCUUGGCAGCUCUUGAUUUCCGACUGCACGUAAGUGUUGAGAGCUUUGAUAAGUACUGCUUGCAGCUAGAGAAAGAUACCAAUGAGAAAUUACAGAUUGAUCGACCUAUCCGAAUUUUUGCAUGGGGAAAGGGUUUGGUAAACAAGAACAUAUCAAAUGGUUCACCUACAGUUGGAGCAUACACUUGUAGAGCUUUCUAGGGUGUAGAGAUCCAAAUCCAAUGAAGAUAAAUCUUCUGAAUUGUGUACCUGUCUUAUGAGAAUCAUGAAUCUUCUGAAAUGCAACUUUUCUCUAUGUUUCA